AGAUGUUGGGAUGAGGCCAGAAGACGCAAGAUAAGAGGUUGGAAGUUGAAAGACAAAAUAUUUGAAGAAAUAUAGACUGUGCAGGAGGACAGAUACAUCUGGAAUUUUUCUGAGGAUGAGAAUGCGCUGACAUAGUGAGGAGACGUCUGGGCGUCACAUUCUGCAGACAGAAGUUUUAGCUGGAACAAGUCCUGGCGGCUCCGGAGGAAGCUCCGGCUUCCGGUAAUCUAGAAAUCGUGUCUGUUUCAGAAGAGGAGCUGCCGGUCGUGGACAUUGCCUUCUCUUACUUUAGAUUUUUCCUGACCAAAACUAAAGUGGAUCCUGAAGAAAACAGAUCGGAGAACAGAGAAAGUGAUGGAUCCUCCAAGUGCCAUCUCAUCAUCCCUAUGAAAUAUCUCAUUAUCAUCCUCCUCACCGUGCUGGUUAUUGCCCUGGUGAUUGCUACCGGCCUGAUUGUUCACUACACGUGUCCUGGAAAGAUCCACUGCCAAUCCUCUACAAAAUGUAUCCUGAAGUCCAAACGUUGCGAUGGAGUCUAUGACUGUCCGGAUGGAGACGAUGAACUCAGAUGUGUGCGGUUGAGCGGACGAAGCGGCGUAUUGCAGGCCUAUGUCGCCGGCUCCUGGAGGACCGUCUGUUCUGAUGGAUGGAGGAGUGUGUAUGGGAAUUUCACAUGUAAGCAAUUAGGGUUCUCCAGUUUUGUGAGCACCGGCUCAGUGGCUGUGGCUUUUGUGGAAGAACCAUUUAGACGAGAAUUUGUGUCUAUAAUAAAAUCUUCUAAUCCUGACAUGCGGGAAACACUACUACAGCAGAUCAUACAGGGAAGAGAAUUCUGCUCCUCGGGAAAUGUCAUUACAGUGAAGUGUGUGGUUUGUGGAAAUCGCCCCAGUUAUGUCUCAUCCACCCGUAUCGUGGGAGGGAACAUUUCGGCAGAGGGGCAGUGGCCUUGGCAAGCCAGCCUAACCUUCCAGGGCAUACACCUGUGCGGUGGCUCCCUCAUCAGUCCACAAUGGGUAGUUACAGCUGCACACUGCGUAUACGAGGGACACAUCUCAAACAAUGGACUAUGCUGGGGUCCCCCUCAUAUCAAAUAGAGUCUGUAAUACAAAAUACGUCUAUGGAGGAGUCAUAAAGCCGUCCAUGCUGUGUGCCGGCUUUCUGGAAGGUGGAGUAGAUACCUGUCAGGGGGACAGUGGGGGUCCUUUAGCCUGUGAAGACAGGAAAGUGUGGAAAUUGAUGGGUACCACUAGCUGGGGUAUCGGCUGUGCCAUGAGGUAUAAGCCGGGAGUGUAUACCCGAAUAACCUCCUUCCUGGACUGGAUCCACAUACAGAUGGAGCGCAAUUUAAGGGCAAACUCCACGCAAAACCAGAAAAUUCAAGAGGAACAGCAGGUGACUCCAAUCCUACCCAUUUUUCAACCAGACUCCUUGGAUUAUCACCGUAAGGACGCUAUGCCACCUAUAUGAGAGAAGAGAGGAGGAUGAACUGAGGGCACUCACCAACCUCCUAUUUUGUCUUAUGUUUACAACAAAUAGACUCCAUCAAGAAUAAGGAACCUACCGACCAUUGACCUGUGACCGAGUGACCCUUAUGUCUAUGUAUCGGUGCACUGCGUAGAGGAUAAUAUAUACUAUAUACUCUUCAUAUAGUCAGGAGCUGCAUGUACCACGUAUGCCAACUGGGAACAUGCUAAAGCUGAUUUCGGUUGGACCGACUGGCGACUGGCCAUCUACUGUGUAUGGUGACCUCUUGAUGGUGCAGUUGUAGGGGUAUUCCAGGAAAAAAACUUUAUUUUUAUUUUUAUAUCAACUAGUUCCAGAAAGUUAAACAGAUUUGUAAAUUAUUUCUAUUAAAAAAUUGUAA
Hyla sarda is the source of this 1864-nucleotide messenger RNA. RefSeq names its product transmembrane serine protease 3 (gene TMPRSS3). The record is from RefSeq and is a predicted model, not a curated record. Gene Ontology annotation, molecular function: serine-type endopeptidase activity; protein binding. Lineage: Eukaryota; Metazoa; Chordata; Amphibia; Anura; Hylidae. Gene Ontology annotation, biological process: proteolysis. Gene Ontology annotation, cellular component: membrane.